AUGGAAGUAAAAGGGCAAGAAAUCCUCCUCUCUUCUCCGCCUCCCAUCUCCUCCCCAAGGUGGUGGUCGUCGGAGACGGUGGUGGUGGUGACGGGAGGGAACAAAGGGAUUGGCUUUGCAUUGGUGAAGAGAUUUGCAGAGUUGGGAUUGAGUGUGGUUUUGACAUCAAGAGACAAAGAGAGAGGACACAAGGCUUUGGAUUUGCUAAGAAGCCAAGGAGCCUUUCUCCUCCAUGUUCAUUUCUUUCAACUAGACAUAUCAAACCCUUCUUCCAUCACAACAUUUACUUCCUGGUUCAAACACAAAUUUCAAGCCUUAGAUAUCCUUGUUAACAAUGCAGGUGUAUCAUUCAAUGAGAUCCAUGAGAAUUCAGUAGAGAAUGCAGACACUGUUAUCAAAACCAAUUUCUAUGGUUCUAAAAUGCUCACUCAGGCCCUCUUGCCCUUGUUCCGCCCAUCAUCACCUUCUUUCAGUGCUAGGAUACUUAAUAUUAGUUCAAGACUUGGGUCUAUCAAUAAGAUUAGGAACCCUAAGCUAAAAGAGAUGCUACAAAGUGAGAACCUAACAAUCGAAGAAGUUGAAGGCAUGGUGUCAUUGUUUCUUAAGAAUGUCAAGGAUGGGACAUGGAAGAGUCAAGGGUGGCCUGAAAUAUGGCCUGAUUAUGCUGUAUCAAAGAUGGCACUCAAUGGGUAUUCUAGGGUCUUGGCUAAGCUUUACAAAGACAAGGGUUUAUCAAUAAAUUGCUUUUGCCCUGGCUUUACUCAGACCUCCAUGACCGGCGGCAAGGGUACUCACACAGCCGACGACGCUGCCACGGUUGCUGCUAGCCUUGCCUUGUCCCCUCCCAAGGACCUACAAACUGGGAGGUUUUAUAUAGGUUUUCAUCGGCCGGGGAAAAUUAUGAACUCUAAAUUAUGAUGAGUUUUGGCACUUGAUUA
Molecule: messenger RNA, 938 nt
Organism: Tripterygium wilfordii
Lineage: Eukaryota; Viridiplantae; Streptophyta; Magnoliopsida; Celastrales; Celastraceae
Product: (+)-neomenthol dehydrogenase-like
Exons: 3
Coding region: 1-918 (305 amino acids)
Cellular component (GO): membrane
Source: RefSeq, a predicted model, not a curated record